Molecule: messenger RNA, 1710 nt
Organism: Eurytemora carolleeae
Lineage: Eukaryota; Metazoa; Arthropoda; Copepoda; Calanoida; Temoridae
Product: protein draper
Exons: 17
Coding region: 129-1631 (500 amino acids)
Molecular function (GO): scavenger receptor activity
Source: RefSeq, a predicted model, not a curated record
GCUAUAUGGGCUUUCUGAAUACAACAGUUGAAUAUAAUUGUUGGGAACACUUGUAUAUCCUAGAGCCAGUUAACUAGCUAGUUUUACUUUACAAUAAGUGCCAGAAUAUAAAUAUUUACAUUUAUGAAAUGCGUGAGAUGGAGAAUGUAUUCGAAAUCAGGAAAGUCCUAACAGCAAUUAUUCCGCUAAUUUUGAGCGUCCAACGCGUACAAAUGAAUAAAGUGGACGAGGUCUGCUACAUAAAGGAUGUAGUAACCACCCCUACUAAUGUAUCCCAUCUUGUACCAAUUAAAACAAUAGAACAGGAAUGGUGCUGGUCCUGGUCACUCAGAUGUGAAAUAGAAAAAACCACUUGGAAAACUGAGAUAACAGUGGAAAAUAUCACCAGAGUAGUAAACCAGCCCACCUGCUGUCCUGGAUAUAUAGGACAGGUUGGUAAUUGUACACCAGUAUGCAGUACACCGUGUGUACAUGGAGCUUGUGUAUCUUCUGAGACCUGUGACUGCGAAGCCGGGUAUAGUGGUGGUUCUUGUCAGGAAAUCGGUUGUCCUCCAAAUAAAUGGGGGAAAGGAUGCCAAAUGAAUUGCAAAUGUACUGCACCGGGAUCUAGUUGUGAUCCUCUAUCUGGUUUGUGUAUCUGUCCCCCUGGAUUCCAAGGACCGAACUGUCUGGAUAAAUGUUCUCCUGGAUCCUAUGGUUUAGGAUGUACUGGCAAAAACAACUGUAGCACUGGGUAUUCUACUCAUUAUAUUACAGGGGAGUGUCUACCCUGCCCGUCAGGAAGUUAUGGUUCCAACUGCUCCAGUUCCUGUUCCUGUUCCCAGAAUGGAACAGCUCUAUGUUCGCACAUAGAAGGAACGUGCUACUGUUCAGCAAACUAUUUCGGACCCCUCUGUGAAACAUAUUGUCCGUUUGGAUACCAGGACGGUACCUGUCUCAGUAUGAAUGGUACAGAGUGUGAAUGUCCCAAUGAUCUGUAUAUCUGUGAUCUGUUGUUGGGUUGUAUAUGUCGCCAGGAUAUAGACUGCGGUAUAGAGGAACCAGAUCAACAGGUAGAGAUUGGUUUGCUUACCGAAGGAACAGGACACUCGAGAAUUAUCAUUGCAGUGUGCGGAGUGCUCGGGUUCGGUUUGUUUGUUCUGAUUCUAAUGGUUAUCUACUACAAGCGGCGAAUACAAAGAUUAAGAUCUGAUUUAGAAAACAGACAAGGAAUAACAAAUAUGUUUCCUGAUGCUGAUGUCUUCAACCCUGAACCUCUACCGGAAAUCCCCCAACUAAGUAUGCCUGAGAUGCCCCUGAACAACUUGGAUUCUUCCACCAGUUCAAACAAGGGAAUAGAUAAUCCAUUGUAUAUUGUGAAUAACAGAAACCCGGAGAAGAAUAUAAAUAGAUCACAAUCUAGAAAUUCUGAUUCGUCUUCUCCCUUCCCUGAAAAACCGCAAAAUCAGGACGAAGAAAGUGUUUACCAGGAGCCUGGGGAUAUUCUAAACAGAUGGAGUUUAAUCAACGAUUUUAAGGAUAAAUACGGUAAAAACUUUGAAGAGUUUGAAGAUGAUUCUACCUAUUCACAUCUUGAUCAUUCCAGAUCAAAUAAUCAUAUUUCUCCAAGAUAUGACCCAGCGAGAAAAUAACUGUUAUAAAGAUUAAAUUAGUGAAAAAUUAAUACACUUUACGAAACAAUAUUUUAUGAAUAAAUUGAAAUUAAAUUUA